GUAUAUGCUUAGCUACCGGCCCCGCUUCUUCGGCGCUGGAGCACCUCUGGAAGCCAGGCAUAGGCAUCGGAUUGGUCUACAGCGGGGAAUUGCAGUAGCUGCCGCCGUGCCCGAGAGCGCAGCGUAGAAUUGGCACGGUAUUGAGACUCGGCAUUCGAUCCAGGCGGCUGGCUCUAGUAGUUGGACAGUCCAUCGCCACCUUCCUUGCGAACCACGAACCCACUCUCAUUUGCAACCGUGUUGUAGAAUUUAGGGCUGUCGAGAUGGCUUCAAGCAAUGGGACAUUGCUGCCGCCCAACCCGCAGCCGACGGCCCAAACAUCGACAACUUUCCAACCAUCCGGUGCGGCAGGGAGCGCGUCUGGGAGCAGUUCUGCCCUGCUUCAACCAUCCGCAUCAGCAUCAGCAACCAAGCGAGAUCGACCGUCGCGAGUAUGCUACUUCUUCGACAGCGAUAUUGGGAACUACCACUAUGGUCCUGGUCACCCGAUGAAGCCGACCAGAAUUCGGAUGUGCCACUCGCUGGUCAUGAACUAUGGCCUUUACAAGCACAUGGAAAUCUUUAGAGCAAAGCCAGCCACCAAGCGUGAAAUGUCACAGUUCCACACGGACGAGUACGUCGAAUUCCUGCACCGAGUAACCCCGGAUAAUAUCGAUAAUUUCGUCAAAGAGCAAGCAAAGUUCAACGUCGGCGACGACUGCCCUGUCUUCGAUGGACUGUUUGAAUAUUGCAGCAUCAGCGCUGGCGGCUCCAUGGAAGGUGCUGCUCGACUGUCGCGUGACAAGUGCGAUAUUGCAAUCAACUGGGCCGGUGGGCUACAUCAUGCGAAAAAAGGCGAAGCGAGCGGGUUUUGCUACAUCAAUGACAUUGUCCUCGGCAUCCUCGAGCUGUUGCGAUAUCAUCCGCGUGUGCUGUACAUUGAUAUCGAUGUGCAUCACGGGGACGGCGUAGAAGAGGCAUUCUACACCACGGACAGAGUCAUGACCUGCAGCUUCCACAAGUACGGGGAGUUCUUCCCCGGUACGGGAGAGUUGAGGGAUGUUGGAUACGGAAAAGGCAAAAACUACAGCUGCAACUUUCCAUUACGCGAUGGUAUCACGGAUGAGACAUACAAGAACGUUUUCGAGCCGGUGAUCCAACGGAUCAUGGAGACCUACCAACCAAGUGCCGUUGUAUUGCAGUGCGGCUCCGAUUCAUUAGCAGGUGACAAGAUCGGCUCGUUCAACCUGUCCAUGAGGGGGCAUGCCAACUGCGUCGAAUUUGUCAAGAGUUUUGGACUGCCGCUUCUGCUGCUCGGCGGUGGGGGCUACACCAUUCGCAAUGUCAGUCGCGCUUGGGCGUACGAGACUGGCUUGGCAGCGGGGAAAGAGCUAAGCUCACAGGUCCCGGUCAACGAGUACUACGAGUACUUUGGUCCGGACUACAAGCUAGAUGUGCGGCCGAACAACAUGGAGAAUCUGAACACGCGAGAGUACCUCGAAAAGGUCAAGUCGCAAGUAUUUGAGCAUCUGCGGCACAUCCCGCACGCGCCGAGCGUGCAAGGACACGUGGAACCGCGCCUUCCGCGCGACGGGAUGUUGGACGACGACGAGGAUGAGGACAAGAUGGACGGCGAUGAGCGGAUCAGCAAGCGACAGAGGGAGCGUGAUCGUCGAGUGCAGAGACAGGGCGAGUUGAGCGAUAGCGAAGAUGAGGGCGAGGGUGGGCGCAGAGAUCGGACCAACCACAAGAACGGGCCGGGGAUCAUGGACCCGAUGAAAGGUCGGAACGCACAGCGGAGCGAGCUGCCGCCGAUCGGCACUUUGCCUGACGGCGUCAACGCAUCAUCUUCUUUUGCGUCGGAUCCCGCACCAGCACCCGCGUCAAUGGCCGUGCCUUCCGGUGCACCGCCAAGUGCAACGAUGGCCGAAGCGCCUACGGCGCCGCCUAAACCCGCGCCAGCGCAAGCAGGGGAAAUGCUGACGGGCGAUGUUGAGAUGCAAGAUGCGAGUGGUCGAGCUGCGUCAUGACGAGAAGAGAGUCGCAAUGUAGUAUGUGCAGGCAUACGUUUUUUGUUUAC
Molecule: messenger RNA, 2059 nt
Organism: Tilletiaria anomala UBC 951
Lineage: Eukaryota; Fungi; Basidiomycota; Exobasidiomycetes; Georgefischeriales; Tilletiariaceae
Exons: 4
Coding region: 264-2009 (581 amino acids)
Molecular function (GO): histone deacetylase activity
Source: RefSeq, a predicted model, not a curated record